Messenger RNA from Vanrija pseudolonga, 312 nucleotides. RefSeq lists its product as uncharacterized. NCBI's taxonomy places the organism in Eukaryota, Fungi, Basidiomycota, Tremellomycetes, Trichosporonales, Trichosporonaceae. Bases 1 to 312 code for a protein of 103 amino acids. The record is from RefSeq and is a predicted model, not a curated record. The transcript has 2 exons.
AUGGACUUCAGUCUAUCUCCGUUCAGCAGUAUCCAGGAGGAGACCGAGGCCCGCCUCGCUGAGAAGCGCCAGGACCUCGCCAUGCUCGGCCCGCACAUGCGCUUCAUCGCUGUCGGCCUCGACGACAUGGUGGUCCUCCUCUGGUCGAAGCUCAAAAAGGCUGCCUCUGACGAGAAGGCAGCGGAAGAGCUCGAUCGAUACCUCACCCGUCUUGGGCCCCACGUCCUCCCGCACGUCCUCGACGCGCUGACGGAGAGCGACCUUUCCCAGCCAUCGGCCAAGCAACUGGCCACCAUGCAACGGUACCUCUAG